CUGCGUCUGCUGUGGAGAGCGCCACAUGGAACGCCGGCGGCGGCGCUGCCGAGGCUCCCAGAAGAGCAACUAACUAGUCCAUACCAGAUGCUAGAUGACUGACUGAAGGAAUGAUUGAAUGAAUGAAUGAGUUUUUCACCCCCAGACACAGAUGGAAGCAAUGUUCCAGAAACCACUUCUGGCAGCUGAUGUGCCCAGGCUUGGAUAUAGUUCCUCAUCUCAUCACAGGUACAUUCCACGGAGGGCCGUGCUCUACGUACCUGGAAACGAUGAAAAGAAAAUAAAGAAGAUUCCCUCCCUGAAUGUAGAUUGUGCAGUGCUUGACUGCGAGGAUGGUGUGGCAAUGAACAAAAAGGCAAAAGUCAAAAUGCCUCUCCUGAUGGACACCCCUCCCGGGACUCAUUGGCAGCAGAGUAAAGAGUGGAAUGAAGCUCGACUGAGAAUAGUAAAAACUCUUGAAGACUUUGAUCUGGGCCCAACUGAAAAGUGUGUGAGAGUCAACUCGGUGUCCAGUGGUCUGGCCGAAGAGGACCUGGAGACCCUCCUGCAGUCCCGGGUGCUUCCCUCAAGCCUGAUGCUGCCCAAGGUGGAAGGUCCUGAAGAAAUCCAGUGGUUUUCAGACAAAUUUUCAUUCUACUUAAAAGGCCGAAAACUUGAACAGCCUAUGAAUUUAAUCCCUUUUGUGGAAACUGCAAUGGGUUUGCUCAAUUUUAAGGCCGUGUGUGAAGAAGCACUGAAGACCGGACCUCAAGUGGGUCUUUUCCUAGAUGCAGUCGUUUUUGGAGGAGAAGACUUUCGGGCCAGCAUAGGUGCAACAAGUAGUAAAGAUACCCAAGAUAUUCUGUACGCCCGACAGAAGAUUAUCGUUACAGCGAAGGCCUUUGGUCUGCAGGCCAUAGAUCUGGUAUACAUUGACUUUCGAGAUGGAGAAGGGCUCCUCAGGCAGUCAAGGGAAGGAGCUGCGAUGGGAUUUACUGGUAAGCAGGUGAUACACCCUAACCAAAUUGCCGUGGUACAGGAACAGUUUUCUCCUUCCCCUGAAAAAAUUAAGUGGGCUGAAGAACUGAUCGCUGCCUUUAAAGAACAUCAACAAUUAGGAAAGGGAGCCUUUACUUUCCAAGGGAGCAUGAUCGACAUGCCAUUACUGAAGCAAGCUCAGAACAUUGUUACGCUUGCCACAGCCAUCAAGGAAAAAUGAUCUGUUAAAUGAAGCUCUCAUCAGGUGGGCUGAACAUAUACAGUGGGUUUCUUAAAGACAAACUAUAAUACUCAAGGCAACUUGUUAGUAUGCCAGAUUGGAACCUUUCUCCCAUUUACAGUUCAUGUUAAUCACAAUUUUGUGUGUGUGUGUUAUCUCACUGGCCAGUUAUCCCUCUAAAAAUGAACUUCCUCCUUUUGGAUUCCAAGCUUAUCACUUUAUUACUCAUUAAUGUGUUACAAAUAUGCACUUAUGAUUUCACAGGGAGAUAAAACAGUGGAGAGAGAUGGGCUGGGGGCAUGUUAGGUCUUUAAUGAAACAGAUCUUUCUCAAAUAUGUAUGCUCCUUUCACAUUCCUCACAUUAGAUGUUUCCCACAUUGUUCAUUACUCAACACUGUAAAUAAUUUUAAGGCCAGUCUUUAAAAAUAGUGGUUAAAUGAAGGGGUUCUGUUUAUUUCAGUAUCAAUCUGAUAACACGAGAGACGGCAUAGAAACGUUAAGUCUCAGAUAACUUCUAAAAGUAAAUCUUGAAAAUUGAUUGCUCUUAACCACCUUCCAAAAUGAAACCUCCACCCAUUUGAACCAGGAGGUGAGAACUAUGAAAUCCCUCAUACUGGGUGAAUGCUUUGGGUGAACAGUCACCAGCAAUUAAAAAAAAUAAUAAUAAAAAUGUGCAGAAACACAAGACCAUCCAUUCUCUCCCUUAAUUUCCCCAUUUAACUGUUUUGCCAUUGAGGCCACUUCCCCCUGUAAAUGUAUGGCCGGCACAGGGCCCCCUCAGCAAUAAACUUGUAGCCUCUAAGAGGACACAAUGCGGCAGAGCUGGUGCAUAUGGUCCCCUGCGAGAUUUGCAUCACAUUAGAGAUGCUGCUGCAGGUCAUGUGGGAGGUGUGGUUAACGGGCUUAGUAAAGCUGUUUUGAAGAGGUUAACCCAGCUUGUAGUAAGGGUAAAUAAACAUAACAACCAGCCAUUCUUCCCUAUUCAGCAUGUGCUCUUAUACCGAAGGCUAAAGGGUAUUGAAGCUGGGAAGGAUCAACUUGUGUUUGCCAGAGGACGCCAAUGAAAUUUGAAACACCAACAAUCAGAGAUUUUGUUUCUGCUCCUCAUUAAAUCAUGAGCUUUUGUGUUGAGA
Molecule: messenger RNA, 2332 nt
Organism: Mustela erminea (ermine)
Lineage: Eukaryota; Metazoa; Chordata; Mammalia; Carnivora; Mustelidae
Gene: CLYBL
Product: citrate lyase beta like
Exons: 10
Coding region: 152-1198 (348 amino acids)
Biological process (GO): regulation of cobalamin catabolic process
Molecular function (GO): (S)-citramalyl-CoA lyase activity
Source: RefSeq, a predicted model, not a curated record